Zea mays is the source of this 2473-nucleotide messenger RNA. Its product is annotated as protein DETOXIFICATION 49. Gene Ontology annotation, molecular function: antiporter activity; xenobiotic transmembrane transporter activity. Gene Ontology annotation, cellular component: membrane. The coding region runs from base 423 to 2108 and encodes 561 amino acids. The transcript has a single exon. The record is from RefSeq and is a predicted model, not a curated record. Gene Ontology annotation, biological process: xenobiotic detoxification by transmembrane export across the plasma membrane. NCBI's taxonomy places the organism in Eukaryota, Viridiplantae, Streptophyta, Magnoliopsida, Poales, Poaceae.
UUCAGCCUUCAAGCCCUUGGACCUCUCUCCUCUCGCUGGUUUUGUAUCCUUCAGUCCAGACACCCGGCGAUCCAACUGAGCCGCCGCCCGUACGUUCCGGAAGCCUCGUCCAGCGCUACGCGCCGCGCGAUACAACAACUCCCCGUGCGCGCGCGUCGUGCUGGUGAUCUGGGGCCGGCCAAGACCGGCUCUCAGAGCCAGGGAGGCAGCCGCUUCGCAGCUAGACGACGAGAGCUUCCGUCUAAACAAAUCCCAAUACCGAAUCUUCUGUUAACCCCUUUUCUCAUUUCCAUCGAGCUGAUCAUUCAUUUCCGCCUAUAAAUUAAACUGAUUGUUAAGGUUUGAACCCCCCCUGGUUUCCCUCCAAAAGCUCCGCGUCCACAAGUGCUCCGCGUCAGUGGGAAAAGCUAGCUUGCGUCGCCAUGUGUGAGGGGCUCGUUGGCCAGCUGUUGCCGCCGUGCCUGUGCAAUGCCAAGGACGGCGGUGUCGGGGACGGCCACCGUCCCCGCGCUGUCGUCCUCUCUCCGGAUGUCGCUGUCGUCGUUUUGAACGAAACGACGACCUUGACAACAUGCACGGAGCCGCCGCCGCUCUUGGCCGACAGGCGGCCGUCGUUGACCAUGGGCGCGGCGAGCGAGGCCGCGUCGAUUUUGAGUCUGUCAUUGCCGAUGAUCAUGACGGGUCUCAUACUCUACGUCCGGCCGAUGAUAUCAAUGCUCUUUCUUGGCCGUCUCGGCGAGCUCGCGCUCGCCGGUGGGUCACUCGCCAUCGGCUUCGCUAACAUCACUGGCUACUCCGUCCUGUCCGGACUCGCUAUGGGUAUGGAGCCGGUGUGCGGCCAAGCCGUGGGCGCCAGCAACCUCCCCCUCGUCGGCGCCACCAUGCAGCGGAUGGUGCUCCUUCUCCUCGCGCUCUCCGUGCCCGUCGCCUUCCUCUGGGCGCACAUGGAGCCGCUGCUCCUGCUGUGCGGUCAGGACGCGGCCAUAUCCGCCGCCGCGCAGCGCUACAUUCUCCUCUGCCUCCCUGACCUUCUCUUCCAGUCGUUCCUCCACCCUCUCCGCAUCUACCUCCGCACGCAGUCCAUCAACUUCCCGCUCACUGUCUGCGCCGUGCUCGCAGUCGCCAUGCACCUCCCCGUCAACUACCUCCUCGUCUCGGUCCUCGGCCUCGGCGUCGAAGGCGUCGCACUCGCCUCUGCCUUGGCCAACCUCAACCUCGUGGUCCUCCUCCUCGCUUACAUCUACUUUUCCGGCGUGCACCGCGCCACCGGCGGCUUCACCCUUUCUGAAAAGCUGUUCAAGGACGUUACUGGGUGGAUGCGGCUGGCCCGGCUCGCCGUCGAGAGCUGCGCCAGCGUGUGCCUCGAGUGGUGGUGGUACGAGAUCAUGAUCCUUCUGUGCGGCAUCUUGGCGGAUCCCAAGGCCAGCGUCGCGUCAAUGGGGGUCCUCAUCCAGACCACGUCCCUGCUCUACAUCUUCCCGUCAUCGCUCAGCUUUGGCGUGUCGACGCGGGUCAGCAACGAGCUCGGCGCGAAUCGCCCGGGCGCCGCGCGCGCUGCGGCCCGUGCAGGGCUCGCGCUGAGCGUGCUCCAGGGCCUCGCCUCCUUCCUGUUCGCCGUGUCCGUGCGCGACGUGUGGGCACGCAUGUUCACGUCGGACGCGUCCAUCCUAGCGCUCACGGCGUCCGUGCUUCCCAUCCUCGGAUUGUGUGAGCUCGGCAACUGUCCGCAGACCACCGGUUGCGGGGUUCUCCGUGGGAGCGCUCGCCCCAAGGACGGCGCGCACAUCAACCUGGGCGCGUUCUACGGCGUCGGCACGCCCGUGGCCGUGGCGCUGGCGUUCUGGGUGGGGCAGGGCUUCAGGGGCCUCUGGUUCGGCCUCCUGGCCGCGCAGGCCGCCUGCGUCACCAUCAUGCUCGUGGUGAUCUCCCGCACGGACUGGGUCAAGCAAGCCGAGCUCGCGCAGGUGCUCGCCGGAGUUGUUGCACCCGGCGCCGACGCCGUUGUGAACGGAGACGACGAUAGUGGGAAAGACACGGGGCCGCACGCCAAGAUUGCGGCAUCGCAUGGCGACGAGGACUCCAGCUUGCUCAUCACCGUGCAGGGCUGACCGCCUUAUUCCUUGACAACGACGGCCGUCUACGUAUGAGUCACGGUAACUAGCAGGUACAUAGUAGGUGUGAACUGUGAAGUGAAACAAGAUUUUUGCAGUCUAAACAAUUUUUUAGAGCGUUCAUAUUAGUUGGUAUAUUGAAGGGAGAAAAAGGGAGCGCAUGUAUGUACCACGUUAUUGCGGAAAAACAUUUGAGACUUAGACGAAAAACUCGGGUGUUUUCUGUAAUUACGUGGCCAGAUUAGGUGUAUCGAUGGGUGAUACUCUUUUUUGUAUUUUUUAUUUAAAUUGUCCACAGUUGUACGCGGAAUAUCUAUACCUAUACUACAAUCUAUCUAUACUACAAUCUAUUAAGAAUCUAA